GGAAGCUAAAAAAAAUAACCGGAAGUGUGCGUCACUUCCCUGUUCUGCAUCUGACGUGUCUAAAACAGUUUUGCAUUAGUGGUGGAUUUGACUCGUUGGGGACUUAUUAUCUAUUGGACUAAUAUCUGAUACGUGGUGGCAAGAUGCUAGAUUUCUUCACCAUCUUCAGUAAAGGGGGCAUAGUGCUGUGGUGUUUCCAGGGAGCCGGGGUCACUGAAUCCUUCGCCGGGCCUGUCAACGCUUUGAUCCGCUCCGUGAUCCUUCAGGAGCGAAGUGGGAACAAUUCAUAUACUCACGAGGCCUUGAGUCUGAAAUACAAGCUCGACAAUGAGUUUGAGUUGAUUUUUGUGGUGGGUUUUCAAAAGAUCCUGACGCUGACGUAUGUGGACAAGUUCAUAGAUGACAUUCAGCUUCAUUUUAGGGAUCGUUAUAAGAAUGAGCUGGAGCAGAAGGGGGCUUUGAAGCUAAUCCAAAACAACUUUGAAUUUGAUGAUGACUUUAAGAUGCUUCUCAGAGAGGCGGAGGAGAGCAGCAAAGCUCGGAGCCACGCCACCAUGCGGACCUUUAAGGAGUCUGAGAAAUCUCAAAAAACUGUGAAGUCAAUGAUUGAGACCAAGGGUGGGGAAAAAGUUAAGGAGCCUGGUGGAAAGAAGAACAAAAAUACCAAAAAGGAGGCUCCUGCAGCUGAGCCUGUCAAAUUGGAACAAGGCAAGGCCUCAUCCUCAGGGUCAAAGGUAGUCCAGAAUGGUAACCAAGGCUUGACUCCUGAAGAGAUCAUUCAGAAGAACCGAGAGGAAUUUUUUCACAAGCGCACGAUGGCACCUGCUGCAAAACCCACUCACAGCAAGUCCCCAAAGCCUCAGAAGCCUAAGGAGAAACAAAUGCGUGUUUGGGGGGUGGUCGGUAGCAGCACCAAGGAGCUGGACUACAGUGGAAGGAAUGGAGAUGGUUCCCAAAAUGGUGGCGAUCAGAACCAGGAAGCACACAUUGACCUGGGGAUGCAGCUAAACUCCAUGAAGGGUGACCUGCUGUCUGUGGACUAUGAGUCCAGCGAGGAAGAGGAGAUGGAGGUUGAAGAAGAAGAGAAACUGGUUAUCAAUGAAACAAGCAAGACAAGCUCCAAAAAAGGUGGUGGCUUUGGAGGCAUGUUUGGGAUGCUGAAGGGCCUGGUGGGCUCCAAGAGUCUGACCCGGGAGGACAUGGAGUCAGUACUUGAGAAGAUGAGGGAACACCUCAUUGCAAAGAAUGUAGCAGCCGACAUCUCCUCCCAGCUCUGUGACUCUGUAGCCAAAAAACUGGAGGGCAAAGUCAUGGGCACAUUCACCACUGUGGCCUCAACAGUAAAGCAGGCUCUGCAGGACUCACUGGUGCAGAUCCUGCAGCCCAAGCGAAGGGUAGAUAUUCUGAGAGAUGUCAUGGAGGCGCAGAGCCAGCGAAGGCCUUUUGUCAUUACUUUUUGUGGUGUCAACGGGGUUGGAAAGUCCACCAACCUGGCCAAGAUCUCGUUCUGGCUAAUAGAGAAUGGUUUCACUGUGCUGAUCGCAGCGUGUGACACGUUCCGUGCCGGGGCCGUGGAGCAGCUCCGCACUCAUCAGCGCCGCCUGAACUCUCUGCAUCCUCCCCAGCAGCACGGAGGACGCCCUGUAGUCCAGCUCUACGAGAAGGGCUACGGGAAGGAUGCUGCUGGAAUUGCCAUGGAGGCCGUUGCCUAUGCGCGCAACCAGUCCUUUGACGUGGUGCUGGUGGACACUGCUGGCCGGAUGCAGGACAAUGCCCCCCUAAUGAUAGCCCUGGCCAAACUUAUCGCGGUCAACAUGCCUGACCUAGUCCUGUUUGUUGGAGAGGCUCUGGUGGGCAAUGAGGCAGUUGACCAGCUGGUAAAGUUCAAUCAGGCUCUGGCAGACCACUCCAUGUCUGACAAGCCUCGCCUCAUCGAUGGAAUUGUUCUCACUAAGUUUGACACCAUCGACGACAAGGUUGGCGCCGCCAUCUCCAUGACUUACAUCACAGGCCAGCCCAUUGUGUUUGUGGGCACAGGGCAGACCUACAACGACCUGCGCAGCCUCAACGCCCGCGCUGUGGUCAGUGCCCUGAUGAAGGCUUAAGCAUGUACCGCUGUUUAUUCAUCGUCGCAAAGAAGCCAACAAUACCUUUUGCCACGCUGCCGUGAGAUGUUCCAGCCCUGCUAACCUGUUUCUCAUCCUCCUGCCCGCUCUACUUUGCAUCAAAUGAAGGACUCAUGCCAUGCAAAGGGCUGUAUUCUGCCAGUAAAGGACAAGUGUGCACUUUGAAAGACAGAACAUUUUGCAACAAAAGCCAGAGGGGCCUCCCUUUUUGAAUCGUUUCUAAACUUCUGGGCUUACACUGAAAAAAGUACCUCAGACAAGCCAUUUUUAAACAAUGGCCACAUCCAAAUGACAUUUUAGCCGACUAAAUGGACCUAGGCUUUAAAUGUCACCAGUUUAAUGGUUAACACAGUAAAGACUUUAACAAAAAAUAUCCCUACCUGGCAUUUUGUCAGUCAGUUUUCCCCUCUACAUGUAAAUGAGGUCAGGUGGUGAAGGCUUGCUGGAUGUGACAUUUCAGCAGCUGCCUGUGCCUGAGGAAAGCUUAGUGACCAUUGUGCCUAAUAAUCCAUUUCCAGUCUUCUUAGUUAACACUUUCACUACAUGGGUGGUUUUCCGUCAGGAGUACCACGGCAGUUCAGGUCAGAAACCUGUUUGCAACAUCCAGUCAUAAAGUAGGCGCGAAUAUCAACACUUAGGAAGUUAAAUGUUGUACUCUCCUAAUCUCUCUAAUCCAAAAAUGGAAUGACAAACUAGUACACAUGUUCUGGAUUGAUUGUUCUAUGAAAGUUAUCUCCCAGAGCUUCUUGCCUGCCUAACACAGUCAACAUAUUUUCAUUAUAAUAUGAGACUUUGAGUUUAUAGUUGAUGAAAAGUGAAAAGAUAUUUUGUAACUUAAUUUUUUAGUUCUUGCAGGUUUGUCUAUAGAUUUUCAGACUACACCUCCUGUGUGGUUUGUGGAAGUUCUGAGCCUUUUUAUUUAUGUUUUCUCCUCUGAUUUACUCUUCAUUUGCAAGAAGAAAUACAAGUCUUAAAAUAUCUCUAGCCCCCUUUAAUUUGUGGUAGAGCAAUAUGCGUGAAUCAAGAGUUAAAGACAAUUUGAGCUAAUUUAUGAGAAUGUAAAAAUUUCUAAAUAAAGAUGCUAUAUGCUAUGACAGCCUGUAAAGUG
Messenger RNA from Etheostoma cragini (Arkansas darter), 3234 nucleotides. It is a transcript of the gene srpra, whose product is annotated as SRP receptor subunit alpha. The transcript has 15 exons. Gene Ontology annotation, biological process: SRP-dependent cotranslational protein targeting to membrane. The record is from RefSeq and is a predicted model, not a curated record. Gene Ontology annotation, molecular function: GTP binding; GTPase activity; signal recognition particle binding. Bases 144 to 2105 code for a protein of 653 amino acids. Lineage: Eukaryota; Metazoa; Chordata; Actinopteri; Perciformes; Percidae. Gene Ontology annotation, cellular component: signal recognition particle receptor complex; endoplasmic reticulum membrane.